Acanthopagrus latus (yellowfin seabream) is the source of this 3251-nucleotide messenger RNA. RefSeq names its product acyl-CoA oxidase 3, pristanoyl (gene acox3). Bases 291 to 2363 code for a protein of 690 amino acids. Gene Ontology annotation, cellular component: peroxisome. Gene Ontology annotation, biological process: fatty acid beta-oxidation using acyl-CoA oxidase; lipid homeostasis. Lineage: Eukaryota; Metazoa; Chordata; Actinopteri; Spariformes; Sparidae. Gene Ontology annotation, molecular function: fatty acid binding; FAD binding; pristanoyl-CoA oxidase activity. The transcript has 19 exons. The record is from RefSeq and is a predicted model, not a curated record.
GCAGGAACGAGUAAAGGAAAACCACAUCGACCGCUCUACCUCCCUGAUCCACAGCCGCACACUCACUUCUGAAGAGGGUGCUCUUAUUCUGAAAAAAACAAACAGGAAGUGUUAUGGUUGCCGUUAUCGGAAGAAGGGCUGCCGGACUGGAGAACCUCUGACACACAUAUCUACGUGAAGCCAGCUGCAAAACAGGACACGCACGUAACAGUGACAGAAGAAAGUCAGCGGUAUCGGCGGGUAAAGUUGUAACAGAACUACGUAUAAGUCCCCUUCAGUCUGAGGAGAAGAUGGAAGUGGCUGACCUUCCCAGCGGCCCUCUGGAUAGAUACAGGAAAAAAGCUUCUUUCAACUGGAAGGACAUGCUCUGCUUCUUAGAGGAUGAGGAAAUUCGGGCAUUCAAGCACCAUGUGUUCAAGACACUGGAGAACGAUCCUGUCUUCGCCCGUCAACCCGGUGAAGACGUCCCUUUGGAAAGAAUGAGAGAGCUGACCUUCCUCAGGGUGAAACAGCUCUUCCGCUACAACUUCCUGACACAAGAGGAGACCAUGGCCAACCCCUGGAAGACUGUGAUCCUCAGUGACUGUCUGGGCAUGUAUGACUGGUCCCUUUCAUCCAAGUUCUUUCUCAAUAAAGGGAUGUUUGGAGCGACUGUCGCUAACUCAGGAUCAGAGAGACACAGAAAAUAUGUUGAGAACACUGAGGACAUGACGACAUUUGGAUGCUUUGCACUGACUGAGCUGAGCCACGGCAGCAACACCAGGGCCAUGAGGACCACAGCCACAUAUGACCCCUCCACCCAGGAGUUUGUGAUCAAUUCUCCUGACUUCGAGGCUGCCAAAUUCUGGGUGGGCAACCUGGGUAAGACUGCAACCCACGCUGUGGUCUUCGCCCAGCUCUACACACCUGACCAAGUGUGCCACGGCCUUCACUCCUUCAUUGUCCCGGUGAGAGAUCCCAGGACCCUGCUGUCUCUGCCCGGUGUGCAGGUUGGUGACAUGGGCAAGAAGCUGGGCCAGAACGGACUGGAUAAUGGGUUUGCCAUGUUUCAUAACGUGAGGAUCCCCCGGGAGAAUCUACUGAAUAAGACUGGAGAUGUUACUCCUGAUGGCCGCUACGUUACCCCAUUCAAGGACCCCAACAAGCGUUUCGGGGCUUCUCUGGGUGCCCUGUCAGGUGGCAGGGUGUCCAUCACCCGGAUGGCUCUGGUCAACCUGAAGUUGGCUCUCACUGUGGCUAUCCGCUUCUCAGCCACCAGGAGACAGUUUGGACCCAAAGACACAGAGGAGAUUCCUGUAUUGGAGUACCAGUUACAGCAAUGGCGUCUGAUCCCGUACCUGGCGGCGGCGUAUGCUCUUGAACACUUCACCAAAUCCAUCUUCAUGAACUUUGUCGAGUUCCAGAUUGGACAGAUGAUGAAGGACCGGAGUGACAGACAAGCAGAGAUGGGCAGAGAGAUCCAUGCUAUAGGCUGCUCCAGUAAACCUCUGGGCUCAUGGACUGCGCAGAGGGGUAUCCAGGAGUGUAGGGAAGCCUGCGGUGGACAUGGAUACCUGGCCAUGAACCGGCUGGGCGAUCUGCGUGGCGACAAUGAUCCAAACUGCACAUACGAAGGAGACAAUAAUGUCUUGCUGCAACAGACCAGCAACUACCUGCUCAGCUGGCUCCAUGCUAAACAACGCGAUGGCGUGCAGAUAGAGUCGCCUCUUCACACGGUGGAUUUCUUAAAUGAUUUCCACAAGAUCCAGGAAAGCAAGUUCACGGCAACGACGAUGGACCAGUGCAUGGACCCUGCAGUGCCACUGGAAGGCUACAAGUGGCUCGUGUGUUUCCUGCUGGAGAACAGCCAGAAGAGGCUGCAACAGCAGAGGGCCAUGGGACAGGAUAGGUUUGAGGCCUUGAAUAACAGUCAGGUUUACUUCUGCCGUUCCCUGGCAAUGGCCUACAUUGAAUACAACUGCCUCCAGAGGUUUUAUGAGCUGACUACUGAUGAUGACACACCAGCUGCUCUCAGACCUGUACUACGCAAGCUCUGCAGCCUGUAUGGGCUGUGGAGCCUCAGCAGCCAUAUGGCCACACUGUACCAGGGCCAUUACGUAAGUGGAGGGAAGCCAGCAGAAUUGGUCCAGAUGGCCAUCCUCACUCUCUGCUCCCAGCUGAAGGAUGAUGCAGUAGCACUGGUGGAUGUCUUCGCACCUCCGGAUUUCAUUCUCAACUCACCGAUUGGCUGCGCUGAUGGACAGCUCUACAAGAACCUGUGGUCGACGGUGAUGCAGGGCAGCCAGGUGCUGGAGCGGCCAUCCUGGUGGAAAGAGUUCUGCUCGGACAAGCCUGUGGUCGGAUCCCUCCAUGCAAAACUGUAGAACCCUGACACCCUGUCAGGUACCAAUGCCUCUUUUUUUUUUUUUUUUUUUGAGUCAGUGGUCGUCAUGUGACCCGCAUUUUCGACUCUGGCCACUACACUAAGUGCUGUGUCCUUCUGUGCCUCAGAAAUUGUACAUUGAUCUAAAAAAAAUGGCUGGAUAUCAUCUUGAAUGUGUGUUCUACAGGAAUUCAGUCACUCACAGUCAUUACCAUCAGUUCUAUAAGAUACACUUUUCCGUCCUUAACACAGAAUUAAUGCUGUUUUAGCAUAGCACGGGUUCCAGUGUUAUGAUUGAGUUCUAUUUUUAGACUACCUAGCCGUGCCAAGUAUCACUACAAGUCAGCGUCAACCAAAUAUUGUCCCGAUAGCACAACUUAACUUUUCAUUGUUAAUGAAGGGUCGAUGAGAUUGUGAACCAUUUAAAUGAUAAGAAAAAAUGUCAAAGCCUGUGGUUAUAUAUCAACUAUGAGCGACAGGUGUACUGUAAACACAUAACCAAAAAUCGCACUUGUCAUACAAACAGUCGGCGUUACUCGUUUCUCGCAAUACUUCGCAAAAUUUGUAAAAAAACAAAAAAAAAACGCUGGCUUUCUGUGGUUAGAUUUUGUUAAUCUUUUUUUUUCAUCAUCAUUUGAUUUGCAAAAAUCGUAAUUAUCGUCAAUUAAAUCCAUUUAAAUGUCUCGCAGAUAAGAAACCUCCAAACUGAAUGGUUUGCGAUUUCUUUUUAGACUUACCGUGUUUUGUAGUAGACUAGAAGGAUGUAAUAUUUUACCAAAGCUAAAAAUCAUGUAGAUAACGUGCAGUGCCACAUGACUCUUUAAAGAUUAUUUUUUGUAAUACUGUAUCUUGAUAUAAAUACACAAAUUAAAUACAUUCACUAAUACAA